This is a messenger RNA of Leopardus geoffroyi (Geoffroy's cat), 1048 nucleotides long. Its product is annotated as olfactory receptor 1052-like. Gene Ontology annotation, molecular function: olfactory receptor activity; odorant binding; G protein-coupled receptor activity. The transcript has a single exon. Bases 41 to 1048 code for a protein of 335 amino acids. The record is from RefSeq and is a predicted model, not a curated record. Gene Ontology annotation, biological process: sensory perception of smell; G protein-coupled receptor signaling pathway. NCBI's taxonomy places the organism in Eukaryota, Metazoa, Chordata, Mammalia, Carnivora, Felidae. Gene Ontology annotation, cellular component: membrane.
ACUAAGACCAUUCAGUUUUCUAAAGAUGCUAGUAGAUUGAAUGCAUAUAUUCGGGUUGUUAUCAUUGCCCUCUUGUUCCCUCCAGGGCCCCCACUGGGGAGACACACAGAUGGCCAACAGAAAUGUCAGUGUGGUAACUGAAUUCAUCCUCCUUGGGCUGACCGAUAACCCUGAACUGAAUACUGUCCUUUUUGUGCUGUUUCUCUCCAUUUAUUUUGUCACCGUGGUGGGCAAUGUUUGGAUUAUAGCAAUAAUCUGGGCUAGUACCCAGCUCCAUUCCCCCAAAUACUUUUUCCUUUGCCAGCUGGCUUUCUUGGAUUUCUGCUAUUCAUCAGUCUUUAUUCCUAAAAUGUUGGUGAAUUACCUAGCAGGACAGAAAGUCAUCUCCUAUCACGGUUGCCUCCUUCAGUAUUCCUUUGUCAGCAUGAUCCUGACCACUGAAUGUUUCCUGCUGGCGGCCAUGGCCUAUGACCGCUAUGUCGCCAUUUGCCGCCCGCUUCACUACAAAGGCCUCAUGACCCCCAUGUUCUGCACCCACUUGGUGGCUGCUUGCUACCUGCUAGGUUCUGCCAGCUCACUCACCCACCUGAGAGGCUUGCUCAGCCUGUCUUUCUGUGGGCCCAACAUCAUCAACCAUUACUUCUGUGACAUCCCACUGCUCUUUCAACUGUCCUGUUCGGACACCCAACACAACAAGAUUUUAUUUACCGUCCUCUCUGGAAUGACAUCGGUGACCACCUUCCUGAUGGUGGUUGGUUCCUAUGUGGGAAUCCUGCUCACUGUCCUGAAGUCACCCUCUACAAGGAGCAGAUAUAAAGCGUUCUCCACGUGUGUAUCUCACCUAACAGUAGUGACUCUCUUCUACGGAACAGUGAUAUUUACCUAUCUGGGAAGCAGUUCCAGCUACGCACCAGAUAGAGCCAAAAUCCUGUCCAUGUUUUACACCCUUUUGCUGCCAAUUCUAAAUUUCCUGAUAUACAGUGUGAGAAACACAGAGGCCAACGAAGCAAUGAAAAGAAUUAUUGUGAGAAAAAUAUUUGCUCUCUGA